This is a messenger RNA of Ilex paraguariensis (yerba mate), 379 nucleotides long. The record is from the annotation of a GenBank genome assembly. NCBI's taxonomy places the organism in Eukaryota, Viridiplantae, Streptophyta, Magnoliopsida, Aquifoliales, Aquifoliaceae.
UCAACAUCGGCACACUUUACCGAUAUGUUCAGAAUGGGGCAAAAGCUUCAACAACGUUGCAAGAUGUCACAAAGAACUCUUGUAUGCCUCCUACAAACCCGAAUCUACAAUCUACAACAGAUAUUGCAAAAAUCCUUCCACAAUCGGUGCAAUUGUCCGAGUUAGGGCAGAUGGUGCAAAUGCUUCAGGAUCGCAACAGGUAAUCGCAAACUCCUCUGGUAUCCUCCCCACAAAUCCCAAUCUCCAACCCGGAUCUGAUAUUACAAAAAAUUUUGCUCCCCUUUUCAAAAAAACCCCCAUCAACUUCGCCUCCUUUGGUGUUCAUUUUUCCUUCGGCUCCUUCGAGCUCUUCGGAUACACAGUCUCCACAGCCGAUUGA